AGGUCCUGACCGCCUCUUGGUAAGCCGAAGAGGUGCUCUCCACCAUAUCUCGCUACCUAUAUAUACCCCAGACAUACUCAUAAGUAGCUGCGGGAGCGCACCAACUUCAUCCGCAACAACGCGCCGUUCGAGGACGCGAGACACUCCUACCGACCACCCAGCCCAACCUCUAGGACCAAGAUUGGCUACAUCAUGCCCGCUCCCAAAAGCACACGACGGCGUCCGGCCGAAAGGCAGACAGUCAACACUCGCCGAACACGACGGUAUCCGGACUGGUACUAUCGUGUGGUUGCUCUGGCCGCCAAGGAGGAUCGGGAGGUGGAGAGUGACGACUUCGAAGAGGAUCUGUCUGAAUUAGAGUCCGAGUCAGACGAAGAUUAUUUCGAAGUGUCGGUGGAAGAGUACGACAAACACACCCUUUACUAUGACCUCAGGAAUCGACGCGAAGAAUAUAAAGAGUGGAUGAUCGGGUUAAAAAAAAAAAAGGCGGAUAAACAAAAAUUCGAGCGCAGCAGGGAGGAAAAGGUGCAAAAAGUGUACGAUGACUUGCAAGGAGCCGAGAUGGAGGGUGAUUUGCCCGAUCUUGACUGCCUCGACGGGAAGAGGUUCCGUCUCUAUUGUGCCGACCACGUGGAGUAUUGUAACAACCCGGACACGGAUUGGCUCAGAGAAUUGCAGCUCUACUGGUCAGACUUAAACACCGAACUACUACCAGUCGAAGGAACACCAACACAUAUCGCCGGUGAAAUUAUAAUCGAUUCAGACCGCUACUACACGUUUAAUCCUUUCCCCCAUCCCGGAGCGCCGAGUCGGGAGGAAGUUCGGGCGGAGAGCAGCAAGGGAGGGCACGAGAUCGUGUUUCAGUUCGUCAGCGACAAGUACCUGAUCAUGACUGUCAGCCGAGAGCUGGUCUUCAUGCACGGCGGGCCGCCGCCGGCGUCGUGUCCAGAAAGAUUCAGGUUUGUGGGCGUCUUUUACACCGAGGAGGAGAUGGACAUGCGGCGUCUGGGAGUAAGCGGAUAUUCACCGUCUCCGCCAGCCUACACCCAGCAACCACAUGUAUUUGUCCCACAGUAGAAUCUCUAAUAUAAGCUGCCUAGUACCUAGGUAGGUAGCCAAUGCCGACCUCGCCCGUCGAAGAGCGAGUAAAUGUUAACCCGGCAAACGUGCAUUCCCGCUUUCCUUCCUACUGCCUCGAAAUGAUCACGGGUCCCAGAGGCUAGAGCAGUAGGUACUAAACCCUACCUGUCCUCUUCGCGGGAGCGUUGCCGACUUGAAGAAACGGCUUCCUGCGAAAGAGAACCCUUUCUUAAAACUAGCUUAUCGUUUCGGAGAACAAGAUGGGUAAGGGUAGUCUCUACACCUCCUUUCCUGCCACCUGCUUGCUCGUCGUAAACGUGCGAUGCUUCGCCGCGUCUCCAACCGCAAAAAUCUCAGAUAAUCACCGCGAGGUAGUGAGUUGGUUGAGCUGGUCGAGUGUAAACAAUUCUUCUCUCCCUUGUAAGGUGGCUUCCCGAGCUCCCGGCCCGGCUGCUAUGGUGACGGCGACCGGGUUUUGAGCUUAGAAGUGAGUGAUAAGAAACGGCUUUUCCUACAGGAUUGUUUCUACGAAACGGAAUAAGGCUGGGUGGCGA
This is a messenger RNA of Durotheca rogersii, 1634 nucleotides long. RefSeq lists its product as uncharacterized. Lineage: Eukaryota; Fungi; Ascomycota; Sordariomycetes; Xylariales; Xylariaceae. The transcript has a single exon. Bases 193 to 1077 code for a protein of 294 amino acids. The record is from RefSeq and is a predicted model, not a curated record.